Messenger RNA from Leptopilina heterotoma, 1862 nucleotides. RefSeq names its product protein ALP1-like. The record is from RefSeq and is a predicted model, not a curated record. The transcript is spliced from 5 exons. NCBI's taxonomy places the organism in Eukaryota, Metazoa, Arthropoda, Insecta, Hymenoptera, Figitidae. Bases 638 to 1285 code for a protein of 215 amino acids.
UUGCUAUAAAAAAGAAAUAUAAGUGUGGUUUCUGUAAAUAUUAUACAAAAAAUAGUGGUUGAAUUUAAUAAGACUUUAUGCGACUUUGAGCAAGGAAGUAUUUCGUCGAUGGUGGGUUAGACCUCAUAUCAAAACUCAUAUGAGAGAUUUGUUUGGAGCAUGCGAUGCUGUUUUUGAAUAUUUUUUAAUCAAUGAUCAUGAACAUUUUCAAAAAAUGGUCCGCAUGAGUGUUGAACAAUUUGAAGAGCUACAUAAUUUAAUUCAACACCGACUUCAAAAGAGAAGUCUACGACAACCAUUGUCAACAAGACUUCGGUUAGCAGUAACAUUAAAUAUUCUAGCUCACGGUGACACUUUUUACAGCAUAAGUAACUUUUUCCGAAUUGGCUUAUCCACCACAUACAGCAUAAUUUCAGAAGUAUGCCCAAUUAUUUGAGAAAGUCUGCAACCUUUGUAUUUGAAAGGAAAUUUAGGUGUUGAUGACUGGAUAGUGAAUUCACAAGGAUUCCGAGUGAAGUGGGAGCUGCCACACUGUAUCGGAGCUAUAGAUGGGAAAGAAAUUUCUAUAAAGGCGCCAGUAAAUUCAGGCACACUUUUCUUCAACUACAAGAAGUUUUUUAGCUUCAAAUUGUUGGCGAUGUGUGAUGCUUUUUGUCGUUUCUCUUGGGUCGACAUUGGCGAUUACGGUAGUGUAAGCGAUGUCUCGGCAUUUCAACAUACGGAAUUUUAUCGGCGAUUAGAAAAUAAUAUAGCCAAUAUACCAAAUCCUGUGAACUUACCAAAUUCAAAUAUUAUGUCAUCCUAUUUCAUAGUUGGAGAUGGUAUCUUCACAUUAAGACCAUAUAUGAUGGUACCAUAUAAGAGGAAUCGACCUCUUACGCCAUUACAAAAAUUAUUCAAUUAUCGAUUGUCUAGAGCACGACAAACCAUAGAAUGUGCGUUUGGUAUUCUGUCAGCACGAUGGCAAAUCUUACAAAAGAAAAUGGCUUUCAAAUUAAAAACAUCGAUUUCCAUAGUACAGGCAUUGGUAUGCCUCCAUAACUUUAUUAUAACUCGAGAAUUGGCAGCUUAUGAAGAGCAACAACAAUAUUUUCCUGAGAGGUUAAUGGAUCAGUUUAUUCGUGCCAAUAAUGCAGCAGAAGAAGAAGAGAAUAAUUUGAAUGACGAAUUACCUUUAAAUGACUACGAAAACAACAAUGGUUAUGAUCAAGAUAUCAUUGUGAAUGCUGACAUAAACGAAAAUGAAGUACGAAUCUCAUUAGCUAAUUAUUUUGUGAAUCAUUAGUAUUCAAGAGUUUUAUGAAAGUUUUCGAAUUUAUAAGACAUUUGAAUAAUUUGAAAGACUGACAUCGCCUUCAGACUCCGAAAUUAUAAUUAGUUGUUAAUGAAAUAUUUUUAUCUUUAAGAAAUGAAUAAUAAAUUCUGUUCAGUUGAGCACAAUUGUUAUGCAAUUGAAUCGUUAUAAAUUAUUAUUACUACAAUGUUAUCUAGCUCUUAUUUCGUACAACGUAACGAAUUCGAUUUUUGUUUUCUUUCUACCUGAUCGCUUUAAUUUAUUCAUAAAAUAUAUUUUAUUAUUUUCAAUGACGGUUAUAUGAAAAAUGAAAUAGAAAAUUUGUUUUAAGCUACUGUUGCUCGAAAACUUAAAAUUUGAACUCAAACAAUUUCUUAUGUGAAAUAAGUGGAAGAAAAGUUGUGUUUGAUAAUAAUUUAAUCUAUUCAAAUAAUAUGUAUACACAAUGUUUUAAAAACAUAAAUUUGAAGUUAUGCACGUAGAUAUAACAUCCACAAAAUGUUGCUUCAGCUCACAAACUUGUCUACGUAUAAUAUGUGCAACUUUAUUACUGCUAAGAUUUUUUCAU